This is a messenger RNA of Formica exsecta, 688 nucleotides long. RefSeq lists its product as uncharacterized. The coding region runs from base 1 to 561 and encodes 186 amino acids. The record is from RefSeq and is a predicted model, not a curated record. The transcript has 5 exons. Lineage: Eukaryota; Metazoa; Arthropoda; Insecta; Hymenoptera; Formicidae.
AUGAAAAAAAUUAUUGUGCUGUUGGGAAUUGUCGCUUGUUCCUAUAGUUCCAACUGGGGCUUUGGAAAUUAUGGCGGAGGUGAGCUUACACUAGGAGAAAUCUCUAUAGACCAUCAUGAUUUGGGAACUUUUAAUCUGGGAGGAACAGGAAGCCAUUCCUUAGAUUUUUUGGGAGAUCAAUCGCCCCUUUUAAAUGACAUUAGUGGUUGGCAUUCGGACACUAGCAAUUUUCAUGGAGUUAAAGUAAUUCCUGUUGUUAAACACAUUGGAAUACCGACGAUCAAAAAGGUCCCGAUUAGUAUUCCUCAUCCAGUGGUGCAGACAGUUCCACAACCUUAUCCUGUUACCGUGGUGAUUCCAAAGCCCGUACCAUAUGAGGUAGAGAAGCAAAUAAUUAAGACAGUCGAGAAAAAAGUACCAACGCCCGUCGAGAAAAUAAUUCCGGUUAAGAUAGAGAAACCGGUACCGUUUCAUGUGGUGAAACACGUGCCCGUACCGGUAGAAAAGCCAAUUCCGAUCAAGAUUCCGAUCUACAAGACCAUUGUACACAAAAGUCAUUGAUUUCUUUGUGUUUACAGAAGCAUGAUUGUUUGUUGUUGUUAUUAUUUUUAUAUUCAGUUUAUUCAGAAACACACAUAAAUACACAAUAUGAGAAGAAAAUAUUCUAUUUUAUUACAACAAUAAGUUA